Messenger RNA from Diaporthe batatas, 1806 nucleotides. RefSeq lists its product as uncharacterized. NCBI's taxonomy places the organism in Eukaryota, Fungi, Ascomycota, Sordariomycetes, Diaporthales, Diaporthaceae. Gene Ontology annotation, molecular function: FAD binding; oxidoreductase activity. Bases 1 to 1806 code for a protein of 601 amino acids. The transcript is spliced from 4 exons. The record is from RefSeq and is a predicted model, not a curated record.
AUGGCGCAAUCCAUAUUGCUGUUCAGUGCCUUUGCCUCCCUUGCUGUCUCAUACAACUUCCCAUUUGAAGCCAUUCAAUUGACGGACGAUGACGUCCUUGACAGCCCCAGCAUCGCCUUUGGCAACAUCCUCAAUCCGGAACUCCCAGACUCAGAAUGCAAGAUCUACCCAGGAGACUCAGGCUGGCCUUCGGAGUUACAAUGGCAGGAUUUCAACACAACCAUGGACGAUCCCGUGUCGAUCGGCCCUCAAUGGGUCGAAGGCAACACCUGUCCGCCAACCUUCAACCCUAACGACACAUGCACACUAGACGGAUUCCCGACCUACGUUGUCAAAGCAACAACGGUGAGGCACAUUCAGCUGGCCAUAAAUUUCGCCCGCAAUGCGAACAUACGUCUCGUGAUUAAAAACACAGGCCACGACUUUCUUGGCCGCUCUACGGGCGGCGGCGCCCUCUCCAUCUGGACCCACGCCCUCAAAGAGUUCUCCUUCAUCCCGAGCUUCACAAUCGGGCCCUACACCGGCAAAGCCGCUAGGAUGAGUGCUGGCUUGCAGGGAUUCGACUUGACGACGUAUCAAUCGCAAUACGGAAUUUCCAUGGUCGCACCAGGCUGCCCGACAGUCGGCGCUCUGGGGGCCUUCAUCGCAUCCGGCGGCCACUCUAGCUACACGUCGUACUUGGGGCUCGCCGCAGACCAGGUGCUCUCCAUCCAGGUCGUCACGGCCGACGGCCGGUUCCUGACGGCGGAUCCGGACCAGAAUACUGAUCUGUUCUACGCUAUGCGAGGGGGUGGCGCGGGCACAUAUGGCGUCGUCACCUCGGCCAUCAUCAAAGUGUAUUCCCCGAUCCGCAUUGCAUCCGCAAGCAUCUCCUUCGCUACAACACCGCGCAGCGGCCUCCCCGCAACCUCCGCGGCCGCAUUCUGGCGUGGCAUCCGCACCUACUUCGCAUUUGUCCCGGCCAUGGUGGACGACGGCGGCCAGGGAUACAACUUCAUCCGGCCCGCCCCGGUCUUCAAUGGCACCGCCGCCACCGUCGACGUACCCCGGAACCUCACCUUUACAACCAGCAUCAGCUACCCAGCCAUGAGCUCUGCGGACGCAACGGCGCGCGUGAACGCAUUAGUCGCCGACCUGCGGGCCGUAGGCGUCAAUCUCAACACGCCGGUCGUGUCGGUGUCCGGGGGUCCCAGGCCCAACGGCACGACACCUCCCCCUCCCCCUACCUCCCCGCCGGGCGGACCUGUCGAGCAGCAACGCAUGGCCACACGGCUGUUCCCGCGGGAGAACCUCGUGGACCCGGCGCUUCUGAACAGGACCACCGAGGUCAUCCAGACCUACGUCGAGGAGGGUGGCUACGUCUUCCACGGCAUCAACUACGCGCCGACGAGCGAGCGCGCUGGGUGGCCCGGAAGCGACAGUGGCGUCAACCCGGCGUUCCGAAGGACGGUAAUGCAUGGUGAAGGGUGGGAGGGCCCGGAGUCGACGACGCCGCCGCUCGAGAGCAUGGUGGCGAAUCAUGCGCGCUUCCGGCGGUACUUCCAGGGUUUCAUUGAUGUGUCGCCCGGGGCCGGCAGCUAUAUCAACGAGGCCGAUGCUGGAGAGCCUGACUGGCAGCAGGCGUUUUAUGGGGACAAGUACGAUAGGUUGGGGGCCAUCAAGAAGUCAAGGGAUCCGUGGAGCUUGUUCUUGGCGGCGGUGAGUCCGGGCUGGGACGAGUGGGAGGUCAGGAAGCCGGAGGGGUACGAAGAGCUGCCGACGCAGAACGGGAGGUUGUGCCGUGUUGGGGGCGCUUACACCACUUGA